This is a messenger RNA of Schizophyllum commune H4-8, 900 nucleotides long. RefSeq names its product NGG1 interacting factor 3-like protein. The record is from RefSeq and is a predicted model, not a curated record. Lineage: Eukaryota; Fungi; Basidiomycota; Agaricomycetes; Agaricales; Schizophyllaceae. Gene Ontology annotation, cellular component: mitochondrion; cytoplasm. The coding region runs from base 1 to 900 and encodes 299 amino acids. The transcript has 10 exons.
AUGUCCACCUCGCCGUCGCUCGUCAAGGCCGUCCAGGCCGCCAUGCAGCGCAUUGCGCCGCUCAGGCUGGCCGAGAAGUGGGAUAAUGUCGGCCUCCUGCUCGAGGCCCCGUUUGAAAAGUCGAGGCAGAGGCAUAGGGUUAUGCUGACUAUAGACCUCACCACGCCCGUCAUGCACGAGUGCCUCGCACAGGAAGCCUCUGUUCUCAUCGCCUAUCAUCCUCCAUUGUUCAAGCCCACACGCGCACUCACCCUCGCCAGCCCCAUACACGCCUCCCUCCUCCGCCUCGCCGCAGAGGGCGUCAGCGUUUACUCGCCCCACACCGCCCUCGACGCCGUCUGGGGUGGUGUGAAUGACUGGCUGGCGGAGGGUAUACUCGGCAGGGGCGCGUUGGUCAAGGGCACCGACACCCCUGCCUCCCCCGCCCUCGCGGGCGACAUCGGCCCACUCGCCGCGGAGAAGAAGCUCGAGGUCCAGGGCGAGAGCGAGGGCGCCGAGGGUCGCUUGGUUGUGCUCGAGGACCCCGUCCCGAUUGAUGAGAUUGUGAAGCGGGUCAAGAGGAAUUUGGGGCUGGAAACCCUCCAACUCGCGCACCCGACCACGCCGCGCCCGACGGUGCGCACGGUCGCGAUCUGCGCGGGCAGUGGCGGCGAGCUGUUGGCGGGCAAGGACCAGGCGGACGUGCUGCUGACGGGGGAGAUGGGCCAUCACGACGUCCUUGCGGCCGUCGCGGCGGGCAAGUAUGUGAUCCUUUGCGGCCACACGAACACGGAGCGCGGCUACCUCCCGCUGUUGGCGGCACGGCUGGCGCAGGAGCUGAGUGCGGAGACGCAGACCACCCUCGGCCCGGUCGAGGUCAUCGUGAGCGAGAGGGAUGCACAUCCGUUGAGGUUUGUAUAG